Numida meleagris (helmeted guineafowl) is the source of this 531-nucleotide messenger RNA. RefSeq names its product cytochrome b-c1 complex subunit 10. Bases 76 to 246 code for a protein of 56 amino acids. The transcript is spliced from 3 exons. Lineage: Eukaryota; Metazoa; Chordata; Aves; Galliformes; Numididae. Gene Ontology annotation, cellular component: mitochondrial inner membrane. The record is from RefSeq and is a predicted model, not a curated record. Gene Ontology annotation, biological process: mitochondrial electron transport, ubiquinol to cytochrome c.
CGUCCUCUGGGGUCCUUCGACAGUCGGCGUCGCGGAGCCGCGCAUGCGCAGCGGGGGUGACUUUGAGGCGGCGCGAUGCUGAGCAAGUUGGUGGGGCCGCGUUACGUUCAGCUCCUGCAGAACUGGACUCCCACCCUCGUUACGUGGGGUGGUGUAGCCGGUACCGGUUUGAUAUGGAUCACGGACUGGAAACUGGUCCUUCAGUAUGUUCCCUACAUCGGUGGCAAGUAUAAAACUGAAGACUAAGCUUCCCUCUGACGGAAAUUUAUUGCUGGAUUGAGUGUUUUGGAGCCUUCUGUCUGCUGAGAACCCUGCCUUGAGGUGAACUUGAAACGCUCAAUACAGAUUCUGCAGGAGGCUGGGGUGUCCCUAACUCUGCCACCAGCAGUUGUGAACAGAUUCUGCUUCACACACAGCCAGCCUCGUGCUCUUCUCGUCCCGUCCGCAGCCGGUCUUGGCCUAAUGCAAGUAAUUUAUGAAGCUGAUGUACAAAAUAAACCAAGUGAACGAUGUGUUGGCGUCGCUGUGUUA